Molecule: messenger RNA, 2076 nt
Organism: Mercurialis annua (annual mercury)
Lineage: Eukaryota; Viridiplantae; Streptophyta; Magnoliopsida; Malpighiales; Euphorbiaceae
Product: ricin-like
Exons: 2
Coding region: 36-1865 (609 amino acids)
Biological process (GO): negative regulation of translation
Molecular function (GO): rRNA N-glycosylase activity
Source: RefSeq, a predicted model, not a curated record
ACAAUGAAGAAAAAUUUGUCUUAUAAAAGGAGAUCAUGAUGUCCAUCGUUACAAAACUCAUAUCAGCACUAAAAAAAACACAUCUCUCUUCACAAAUUUUGCAGGUGAAAUUGCUAGAGUUGGCAAUGAAAGGAUAUACACUCGCAAUAUGUAUGCCUCUGGUGGCGGCAAUAUGGCUUUGGUUUCGGUUUCAACAACUGCCACUACCACUACCGCCGCUAGCAACAACUUCAAAUGAUAGCAAAUUAGUACCGUUAGAAUACGAGUACCCGGUAGUAAAAUUUACCACCGUUGGUGCUACUGGGGAAAGCUAUGCAGCUUUUAUUACGGAGUUGCGCAAUCGUAUAGUAACAGGAGAAGAUAUGAGGCAUGGAAUACCAGUGCUAUGUAGAACCGUGGAUAUACGUUAUCGGUUCAUUUUAGUGGAACUUACGAAUCGACAAGGAGUUACUAUUACGCUGGCAAUCGAUGUCAUUAAUCUAUAUGUGGUUGGAUAUCGAUCGGGGUAUAACGCCAUUUUCUUGCGUCCGGACAAUGAUGCUGAUAGAGAGGCAAUUACUAAUCUUUUUCCGCAUGCGAGCCAACAAACUUUGACAAAUAGAGGUAACUAUGAUGACCUUGAACGAAACGGACGUGCAAGAUCUGAGGUUAAUUUAGGUCUCUAUGCACUAGAUAAUGCUAUUUCAGCAUUGGAAGGUUAUGCCACGGGCGGCCAUGGCAUUGUUACGCUUCAAGAUUUGCUUUGUUCUUUCAUCGUUUGUAUCCAAAUGAUUUCGGAGGCAGCACGAUUUAAUCUCAUCCAACAUGAUAUACGAGUCCGAAUUGAAGACAACCAAGAACGCCCGCCAGAUUCUCGUUUAAUUAGUCUUGAAAAUAAUUGGGGAAGCUUGUCUGAACAAAUUCAGACAUCGAAUCAAGGCGUCUUUGUUAGACCAGUUCAACUAAGUCAGAGAAACAAUGAACCAUUACCUGUUGAUAGCUUAAGCCCAGCAUUGAUUAGGAACAUGGGUGUUAUGCUAUACAGUUGCGCGAAUUCAAGGAUGAACAACUGGGGAUCCCGCGAUUACGAAUCUGAUGAAGAUGUUUGCGCUUACAAUGAGCCUACAGUGCGUAUUAACGGUCCAAAUGGCUUAUGUGCUGAUGUAUAUAAAGGGGAGUUCUAUGAUGGUAAUUCAAUAAUCUUAUUUCCCUGCAAAACUAAUACAGAUCCAAAUCAAUUUUGGACCUUAAAAAGAGACGGCACUAUUCGAUCCAACGGAAGAUGCUUGACCAUUUAUGGGUAUAAUCCGGGAGACCCCGUCAUGAUGUAUCAUUGUGACUGCGCUUCCAUAGAUGACACCCGUUGGGAAGUAUGGGACAAUGGAACCAUCAUACAUUCCGCAUCAGGUCUAGUUUUAACAGCAAAAUCUUGGGAUCAAGGCGUUAAACUUACGGUGGAGACUAACGUCUAUACAACUAGUCAAUCAUGGCGACCUACAAACAAUACGCAACCUUUUGUCGCAUCCAUUGUUGGAUACGAAGAUCUCUGCUUGCGAGGAAAUGGAGAGGAUGUCUAUGUAGAGCAUUGUGAAGUUUCUAAGCAAGAACAGCAAUGGGCUCUUUAUCCAGAUGGUUCAAUUCGGCCUCAAGAGAAACAACAAUAUUGCCUUACGGAGGAUGGUGAUUCGCGAGGAACUGUCGUUAAGAUCUUCUCUUGUAAAAUUGGAUCGUCGGCUCAAAGAUGGGAGUUCAAAAAUGAUGGCUCUAUCUGGAAUUUGAACUCCGGAUUGGUAAUGGGUGUCGAAGCAUCCGAGCCAGGCCUACAACUCAUUGACAUUGAGCCAUACUAUGGUACAGAAAACCAGAUUUGGAACGUAGUGUACUAAUUGAUGGUUUUUAUCUAAAGUCUACGCCCGUUUUCUUGCAAUAAAUUACCAAGUCAUGUAGUAUUUUUUUUUUGAGUCUAUUUUUGGCUUAUUAUAUGUUUUUGUCUUUUAACUAUUAGUUGUUGUCUCCUACAAAUAUUAAUCAAAACCCCAAUCUAUAGUUGUAUCAUGUUACUUGUGAAUAAUUAGCAGUUUUACUCUAUUAACUUUC